This is a messenger RNA of Acaromyces ingoldii, 1350 nucleotides long. RefSeq names its product SEP-domain-containing protein. Gene Ontology annotation, molecular function: ubiquitin binding. Gene Ontology annotation, cellular component: cytosol; nucleus. The transcript is spliced from 4 exons. The record is from RefSeq and is a predicted model, not a curated record. Lineage: Eukaryota; Fungi; Basidiomycota; Exobasidiomycetes; Exobasidiales; Cryptobasidiaceae. Bases 1 to 1350 code for a protein of 449 amino acids. Gene Ontology annotation, biological process: membrane fusion; proteasome-mediated ubiquitin-dependent protein catabolic process; autophagosome assembly.
AUGGACGAAGAGAUCUCGCAAUUUGUCUCUAUCACGGGGGCUGACCCUGAAAAGGCCAGAUUCUACGUGGAGUCCGCUCAGGGUAAUGUAGAAACAGCCGUGUCGACCUUCUUCGAGAGCGAGGCUGGCACGACUGCAACUCCAUCUCAUGCAGAGGAUGAUGCCGAUGGCUUGGCUGGUGAGUUUGAAGCGGCCAUCUCCGAGGCAACGAGCGGUCCGAGGACGUUGUCAGGCGCUCCUGCUCCAGGCCUGCCAAGUAAUUGGCAAUCUCACGCUGCUUCUUCCAACUCGCAGCCAGCACGGUCUGGUGGCAUCGCUAGCUUGCGUGAUUUACGUGACUCUGCCCAGGCCCCGCACGCUGCGGAAGAAGACGGAGAUGACGAUGAGAAAAGGGACCGUGACCCCGCCCACUUCUACACUGGCGGUGAGCGCAGUGGUCUGAGCGUGGAAAAUCCCAACAGGAGAGCGAGGGGUGGUAAUGCCCCCGACAUAGUACAAGAUAUUCUUCAAAAGGCCGCUGAGGCCGGCCAGCGAGCUCCCGACGAGGACUGGGGAACCGGGGGGGUAGCCGCACGUGGCGCUGACGCCCGCCAACCUUCCUCGUCGAGCUUCCUGGGGACGGGAAGGACUAUUGGCGACCACGGACCACCUUCCGACGAACAAGAGACUGGUGGCAGCGUACCUGGGGCGCUCAGUCAGACCAAAGACGACGAUGGCGAGGACGACGAUGACUCGUCAUCCCUGGAGCCCGUCGUAAGGCACAUUACCUUUUGGCAGGACGGUUUCACCAUCGAAGAUGGGCCCCUUUGUCGCUACGACGAUCCUCGCCAUGCGGAGACGCUAGCGGCCAUCAACAACAAGCGAGCCCCGCUCCACCUGCUCAACGUUGCCUUUGGCCAGCCCGUGGAGCUUCGUGUGGACAAGAGGACCAAUGAAAAGUAUAAGUAUACACCCCCUCCACUAAAGGCCUUUAGUGGGUCCGGUAAUCGUCUAGGAAGCCCGGCGCCGGCAAUGGGAGGAGCAGCUUCGGCGUCGGCCUCAUCUUCGGCGGUUGCCUCGGUUCCCCAAAGUAGUUCGCCUGCGACGCCGGCACAUUUCGAGGUCGACAGUAGCAAGCCUACGACGCAGGUUCAGAUCAGGCUCGGCGACGGGCAGCGCCUCAUUGGCCGCUUCAAUCAUGAUCACACUGUCGAAGACAUGCGACGCUACAUAAAUGCAUCCCGACCCGGCAUGGCUACUCGCGGCUACACGCUCCACGCCUCAUUCCCACCCAAGGUCCUCGAGGACGAGAGCCUGACGCUAAAGGACGCAGGUCUGAUCAAUGCCGUUGUGAUUCAGAAAUGGACCUAA